AUGAAGGCCAACACUCUGAUCCCCCUUCUGGGUCUAUCUGGCACUGCUUUGAGUGCGGCUGUUGCCAAAAACAAUCAAGAGCCCUGGGGAUACAAGUCCGGAUCGAAGGAGUCUAUUGCCAACCUCAAGGACAAGGUUGAGAAUGUGGUUUGGAUCCUGCUGGAGAACCGCGGAUUCGACAAUAUCCUGGGUGGUGUCCACAAGGAAGGUCUUGACAAUGUUGUGAACAACGGUCCCUUCUGUAACCCUCAGUCUGUGAACCAGACCCACGGCCAGAAAUGGUGCAGUGUCAACAAGGACUAUGAUUCGGUUAUCCAUGAUCCUGAUCACUCGGUCACUGGUGUCAACUUUGAGCUUUACGGCACCUAUAACCCCUCCAACAAGGACAUCGCCAGCGGCAAACUCAAGCCUAACCUGAAUGGCUUCGUUGAGAAGCAGAUGAUUUCAUACCCAAGCAUCUCCGCUAAGCGUGCCACUGAAGAGGUCAUGGGCUACUACACCGAGAGCGAGAUCCCAACACUCGUUGACUUGGUUGAUGAGUUCACCACCUUCAACUACUGGCACUCUUGUGUCCCCGGGCCCACCAACCCCAACCGCCUGUGCGCAAUUUCCGGAACCCCGGACGGCCACGGCGAGAACGACGAUAGCUUCCUUGAGUCUGGAAUCGACACCACCAGCAUCUUCGAGGUUGCCAGUGAGAAGGGUAUCUCAUGGCGCAACUACGACGGCACAAACGGCGCUUUCCUGCCCGACUCGCUAUUCUUCAACUGGACCGCCACCAAUGCCAAAUCCAACGUCGUCCCCAUGGAGAACUUCUACCAAGACGCCUACCUUGGCCUUCUCCCCCAACUCUCCUACAUCAACCCAUCCUGCUGUGGCCUGAACACCAACUCCAUGCACCCAUCCGGCAAUGUCUCAUUCGGCCAGGUCCUCGUCAAGCAAACGGGUGGUUUCUUCGACCACGUCGCUCCUCCUUUGGCCGUUCGUCCUGAUAACAAGACCUACACCGAGACCGCCGCCGACGGUUCCACCUACACUCUCAACUUUGACCGUCUGGGUGGCCGUAUGCCUACUUGGCUCGUCUCUCCCUACGCUCCUCAGGGCCAUGUGGAGAACUAUGGUGUUGACCCCGUCACUGGCAAGUCUUCUUCCUACAGCGCUACCUCCGUUCUUAAGACUCUGGGUUAUCUGUGGGAUCUGGAAGAUAUGUCUCCUCGUGUCAGCCACUCCCCAGCUUUUGACCAUCUUAUCGGUCCCAAGGCUCGUGCGUCGGCGCCUCAAACUCUUACCAACCCCCCAUGUGUUCCCGGAUGCUGUUUAAGUUUUGUGCGGAGUGGUGAGAUUUGUAAAAAGAAAGACUGGUAUGGGAGGCCUUUCGAAUACUUUCGUCUUUGUGAUUUUGAUGUACUAUGGCCCGGGGUGGUAUCUUAUGAAUUUUGUUAA
Molecule: messenger RNA, 1443 nt
Organism: Penicillium manginii
Lineage: Eukaryota; Fungi; Ascomycota; Eurotiomycetes; Eurotiales; Aspergillaceae
Product: putative phosphatidylglycerol specific phospholipase C
Exons: 3
Coding region: 1-1443 (480 amino acids)
Biological process (GO): phospholipid catabolic process
Molecular function (GO): hydrolase activity, acting on ester bonds
Source: RefSeq, a predicted model, not a curated record